AUCACUUUGUGUGUGUGGUAUCUUAACAGCUUGUCUUUUUUGAACUAAUUCGGUGAAAUUUUGCCCUUUUUUCCGAUGCGAAAAUCGUGGGAAAACUCGGGCGGACAUCUUGUUUGACACCGUAGAACAUCGCGUCUGGAGUUCACCAUGUUGUCCAGUGUUUUCUAGCAGGAAUUUACGCUUGGAAUGUACUGUUUUCGUGGAUGAUAAAUAACGUGGCAGUAAUUGCGGUGUACAUUGUGCAAUUUGUUGGAUACGUUGAACGUGUGAACAAGCGUUGGGAUUGUUAGGGGGGAGAGCCCUCUACAGUGUACGUACGUUGUGUGUGUGUACAGAGGGACGAAACGAACUAGCCGGCAGGUCACCGAAUCCGCGGGCAUUUUCCUUUUCUAUACUUUCCGGUGGAUCAUUAAUAAGCUAUGUACCCACAAAGCAGACAUCCGGCGCCCCACCAGCCCGGUCAGCCCUUCAAGUUCACAGUGGCCGAGUCAUGUGACCGUAUCAAGGAGGAGUUCAGUUUCCUCCAAGCACAAUAUCACAGCCUCAAGAUGGAAUGUGAAAAGUUGUCGCAAGAAAAGACAGAAAUGCAACGACACUACGUCAUGUAUUACGAAAUGUCAUAUGGAUUGAAUGUGGAAAUGCACAAACAGACAGAAAUCGCUAAGCGACUCAACGCUAUUUGUGUGCAAAUCAUCCCAUUCUUAUCACAGGAGCCUUGUAUCUCAUUGCAGCACCAGCAGCAAGUUGCCGCAGCAGUUGAACGGGCGAAGCAGGUCACCAUGACAGAACUCAACGCCAUUAUUGGGCAACAGUCGGCGUUUCCACAUUUUUCCGGUGUUGUUCAACAACAGCUAUUCCUUCAGGGAUCAUCUUGGAAAGGAGGCCAGGCGUCUCUUCAGCACCCAUUACCCCACGCCCACGCCCCACCAGUCCCCAUGCCAGCACACCCAGCCAGCUUAGGAGGUGCGCCCGGAAUGAUGUCGGGUCAUGGGUCGGGGUUGUUGCAGCUGUCUAAUGCUAUGAACUCGCACCCUCCAAUGCCUGUUAAAGAUGAAAAGGAGAGACAGAAUUCAGUUUCCCCGCCAGACAGGAGUUCGUCCGAUAAGUAUCGUGGCUCCUCUGAUCACGGAGAAUCAAGUUCCAAGAACGCUAAGAGAAAGAGAGACGAGAAAGAGUCGGGGGACAGCGAAGCAGAAAAGAGUGACGAUAAUCUAGUUGUGGAUGUAUCAAAUGAGGUUGGUAUAGAUCCCGUUUCCCCACAAGCCAACGGCGAGAGAUCAUCACCAAGGGAGAACAACACAGACAAGCACAGGACGAAGAAAGAACGCUCCAGCACACCCAACAGCAUAGCAUCAAGUGCAAGCACACCAAACUCAAAAGUCAAAGAGAAUGACAAACUGCCGUCACCGGUUCCCAAGUCAGAAACACCCACAAGUAGUGGGGCAGCAACACCGGGCUCAAGCAGCAGUGUACCCGGGCUAAAACCACCCGUUGGGAAGGUGCCCCCGUUGGGGUCCUACCCAUUCAUGCCAGGCCCCGGCAUGAACCAUGAUAUGCCCAACCCGUACGUUGCUCCGGGUCUACACAAUAACAUUUCACCAGGGGCUAUGAACACAUAUAGAGGUCCAAUGUUCAAUCAUGCACAGGUGCCGUUUGACCCCCAUUCGCACAAUCGCAUUUCAGGACUGGCUGGCAUACCGGGAGGCAAGCCUGCUUAUUCUUUUCACGUAAGCGCGGACGGACAGAUGCAACCGGUUCCCUUCCCACCUGAUGCACUUAAAGGUCCUGGUAUCCCGCGACACGCCCGCCAAAUCAACACCUUGAACCACGGAGAAGUUGUGUGUGCAGUGACCAUAAGUAACCCAACGAGACAUGUUUAUACUGGAGGCAAGGGAUGUGUUAAGGUAUGGGACAUCAGUCAACCUGGUACUAAGAGCCCAGUCUCGCAGCUGGAUUGCCUCAAUCGAGAAAACUACAUCCGAUCGUGUAAACUACUACCGGACGGACGGACGUUACUCGUCGGCGGAGAAGCAAGCACGUUAUCGAUCUGGGAUCUUGCCGCACCAACCCCCAGAAUAAAGGCCGAGUUGACGUCAAGUGCCCCAGCCUGUUAUGCCCUGGCCAUCAGCCCAGACUCCAAGGUUUGCUUCAGCUGUUGUAGCGACGGAAACAUCGCCGUGUGGGACCUGCACAACCAAACACUUGUCAGACAAUUCCAGGGGCACACGGAUGGAGCAAGUUGUAUAGACAUCUCACCAGACGGCACCAAACUCUGGACUGGAGGUCUCGAUAACACGAUACGCUCGUGGGAUCUCAGAGAAGGCAGACAGUUGCAGCAGCAUGACUUUACAUCACAGAUAUUCUCCUUGGGCUACUGCCCGGCAGGCGACUGGCUAGCUGUGGGGAUGGAGAGCAGCAAUGUGGAAGUCCUUCACAACAGCAAGCCAGACAAGUACCAAUUACAUCUGCACGAGAGCUGCGUCUUAUCGCUCAAGUUUGCCCACUGCGGCAAGUGGUUUGUGUCAACGGGGAAAGACAACCUUCUCAAUGCGUGGAGAACGCCGUACGGAGCAAGCAUCUUCCAGUCCAAAGAGUCAUCGUCAGUCUUAAGCUGCGACAUCUCAGCAGAUGACAAGUUCAUCGUGACAGGGUCCGGAGACAAGAAAGCCACUGUUUACGAAGUCAUCUACGAGAAAGAAUGGCCACCCUGCCACUAAAAGCCUUGCUUCAGGGGAUUAACAAAAGUAAAAGAAAAAAAAACUGUGAAGUACAGGUGUUUUCAUUUUCAUCUUGUCCAGAAGUAACACUUACCAUGGAAUGAGAAGUAUAUCUUGGACCGUCAAUGACCCCCCCAAAUAAGUUCUUGUAUUGAAUCAAGUCUAAGAACUUCUGGGUCUAAACUAAACCAAGAACACGGAGGAGACUUUGUGCAAGUGCAGCAUUAGCGGAAUGUCGCCUAUGCGGAGGGUUUCGCUGCUCGGUGGACUAUACUGAAGUGUACUUUCAGCAACGCCUAUGCGGAGGGUUUCGCUGCUCGGUGGACUAUACUGAAGUGUACUUUCAGCAACGCCUAUGCGGAGGGUUUCGCUGCUCGGUGGACUAUACUGAAGUGUACUUUCAGCAACGCCUAUGCGGAGGGUUUCGCUGCUCGGUGGACUAUACUGAAGUGUACUUUCAGCAACGCCUAUGCGGAGGGUUUCGCUGCUCGGUGGACUAUACUGAAGUGUACUUUCAGCAACGCCUAUGCGGAGGGUUUCGCUGCUCGGUGGACUAUACUGAAGUGUACUUUCAGCAACGCCUAUGCGGAGGGUUUCGCUGCUUGGUGGACUAUACUGAAGUGUACUUUCAGCAACGCCUAUGCGGAGGGUUUCGCUGCUCGGUGGACUAUACUGAAGUGUACUUUCAGCAACGCCUAUGCGGAGGGUUUCGCUGCUUGGUGGACUAUACUGAAGUGUACUUUCAGCAACGCCUAUGCGGAGGGUUUCGCUGCUCGGUGGACUAUACUGAAGUGUACUUUCAGCAACGCUGCUGAAACUUUUUUGGGGAGCCAUUUUAGUGUUUGAUGCAUUGACGGAAAGGGAUGCACUGUGGGUUGCAACAACUAAUGGGGAUGGGGGUCACAUGGGCAUCAUGUGAAUUCUCCGACGAGUCUGUGGACAUGAUCUCCGCGCCUUCACUCGGACAAGUCCAGAUGACAUGGUGGUGUUGCACCAACAGAUCGACAGAACUGGUAUACUUGCCUGACGGUGAUUGAACAAAUGAGAGGUCAUGUUUGUAGAGUGGAAAAGAAUUUCAUAAACUCGGUCAAGUGGUGACCUGCUGAGUUUAUCAGAGAAGGGGACACUUUUUAAGAUGGGUGCUGUGGUCAGGAUGAACAAGAUGAAUCACCCAACGAUAAAUAGUCGAGUCUAGGGGCUUACCCUGUCUUGGGCUUCUAGCAUUUUGAAGUUCUGUGUUUGACAGUUAUAAAUGGCUGAUGAAGCCCAACCUGGAUCUAGACCUAGAGAUAAGGUUUGGGGAGCGCCCAGGUUGUUGACCGCCAUUGCAAAUGGACACGGGUGUAUUUUCGAGUUUGACCCGUUUUGCCGACCAACUGUCCACACGCCUGUACUCUACCAUAAAGGCUGCCCUCUGUUGUAUGACUCGUCGCACAGAAGAAAAAGUUACAUUACACCUUCUUACAAAGAUUCUACAGCUGUUUUAUGUACUCUCUACUGUACUCUUAACUUAAGUAGUCAAUUUGCAGGAAACAGCAGUUACAGUUUAAGAUAAACGAAGAACAUUGAUAAAAACAAAAUUGGAGAAAACGAGUAUUAAACGAAAAGACGAAGGCCUUUUUUUUUU
Molecule: messenger RNA, 4344 nt
Organism: Asterias rubens (European starfish)
Lineage: Eukaryota; Metazoa; Echinodermata; Asteroidea; Forcipulatida; Asteriidae
Product: transducin-like enhancer protein 4
Exons: 23
Coding region: 420-2717 (765 amino acids)
Biological process (GO): negative regulation of canonical Wnt signaling pathway; regulation of DNA-templated transcription
Cellular component (GO): transcription regulator complex; nucleus
Molecular function (GO): transcription corepressor activity; protein binding
Source: RefSeq, a predicted model, not a curated record